Bombyx mori (domestic silkworm) is the source of this 5979-nucleotide messenger RNA. RefSeq names its product TBC1 domain family member 4 (gene plx). The transcript is spliced from 24 exons. Bases 1316 to 5305 code for a protein of 1329 amino acids. NCBI's taxonomy places the organism in Eukaryota, Metazoa, Arthropoda, Insecta, Lepidoptera, Bombycidae. The record is from RefSeq and is a predicted model, not a curated record.
UGCUCGGAAUUAAAUAAAAGUAAUAAUUUCGUUUUCCCUUUGAUGUGUCCGUCGGACGGAUUCUUUUGUUUGUUUUAAGUUUUAUUUUAUACAAAAGUUUAGGGUCUUUUAUUUAUCGAUUAAGGCAUUACGAAGUCUGCCGAGUCAGCUAGUACCAAAUAAAACGCACUUAAUUACAAAGAUAAAUGUCGCGUAUUAAUUAAGCGUAAUGUCGCUUAAGCCAAAUAGCCUUUCACCCCUCGAUUUACAAUUGUGUUCUUUUUUAUUUUUAUUAAUUUAUUUAAAAACAUUUUUCUCAUUAACUGUACUCACUAUUGUAUCAGUGAAUAUUCAUCAAAACAAACAAUAGAAUUCGAACUUUGAAUUGAUUUACAUACAUAAUUAUAUGGUAUGAACUUGAACGAAUUUUAAAAUUAGAACGCACUCGCAUUAAUAUCAUAUUAACCGUUCAGUUGCAAUCACGUAUUCGAUAUUCAUAGUUGAAACAAAGCUGGUUUGCGAAAAAAAAAGAAAAAAAAAACAUGGCGUAAUAUUUCGAACUCACGUUUUCACGAUUUAAGUCAUCGUGUGCUGUGUUGAUCGACGUACAAAGAAAAGAAAAGCACUUUAUAAAGUAUUAUAAUUCUUCACAAUUGGGCGGGAGAAAAUCGAAGAACAUCUGCCAGCGUUUCGAAGAAGUGGUUUCUGAAGACAAAUAAACAUUAUAAUAUAAUACUGAAACUAACAGUGACAAAUUAAAUUUAAUAAUGAAAUAGGCUAAAAUAAUUCAAAUUUAUUAUUUCGUAAUUACAAGCGAGUUCCAUAACGUUGGUAAAUCCGUGCGACUGCCAAAAAGUUUAAAGCAAAUAAACAAUAUGGCUUCAGUUUGGCUGCCGCUCGCGCGACGAGUGGUUGUGUGUACUGCGUCAUUAUCAAACGCUCAGUUUUGGUUGGGUGCGCUACUGAUUCUCGUCGCGUGUGAAAUGGAUAUUAUAUACUUUGGUAUUUUACAUAACAUGAGGACCGAACGUGUGUGAAAUGUAUCGUUCAUUAUCAAUCGAUAUUCAAAUUUUGGUUUUGAACUUAAUGGAAUGCGAACGAAAAUAGUAUCUGAAUUUGGUGCCAAAAAUGCUUGAAACUUUGAACGCUGCGUUUUGAUGUUUUAUAGUCUAUAAUUUAUACGAUAGAUCUAAAUUUUUUACAAAAAUUAAUGACUUUUAAACGACUUGUGACGUCAGAAUCUGUGGCCAGUGAGCGACAAUAAUCCAUGUAAUAUUUGGUUGUACCAAAAAGAUAACAACAAGUUGAGAUCGUUUGAGAGAAAAAUAUUUAAAAAAUGAAUCAGCACGGUUCAUUUUUCGGUUCCCAUUCGGACACAUCGGCGAUAAACAUAAAGAAUUUGGUAACUGAUCUCUUCAGCCAGAUGCGCGACCCGUCACCGGGCGCGCCCAGCCCUAAGGGCUCGACGGGAUAUCUGGCCAGCGGCGUGGUGACCAAGAACGUGGGCUUCCUUCAGCAGAACAAUUCGGAGCACUUACCUUGGACCCCGCCUCUGGCGUUAACCGGAAACUGUAACAGUAAUCUGACCGGUGAAUCUCCCACGACUGUGAAGAGUACCAGUCACGUACCGGUCUUGGCUUCGCUCAGCGCUGAUCUCUCGCCUUCAAACUCUCAUUUCUUUGAGGUCUUGUAUAUCGGCAAAGUUCGGAUAUCGCAGAGGAAGGUACCAGAAACACUAAUAGAUGAUGCUUUACACAAAUUCGCUUUGCACGAUGCGGAGAAAGCUCUGAGAAGGAGACACAGUCUGUUAUCUUCAACCACGACCUCAAUAGACAGUAAUGAUUCAACCGACAAUCUGUCGGACGAUAAGAAAUCGCAAAAGACAAACGACUUAAGCAAUAGGUUCGCUUCGCCGAGCACAACGCCCUUAGAGCCCCAGAAAUCGCAUAGAUGGAGCAGCGUAGAAACUAUAACGGAAAAACGAAAAGACUCGACACAAAUCGAAGCAGAAUUCGAUCAGUUCACGAAAGAGAGAAUCGAAAUUGUAAAGAAGAGCGCCGAUCUAGUUUUGAAUCUACCGAAGAACAAUCUUGGCACCGUAAAAGAAGACGAAGAGAAGAUCGAAGUAGGCAUUAGUAAAGAAGCAACAAGAGCUCCAGAAGACGGAGACGGUGAAACGAAAAGAGAAAGAAAUUUCAAUUUCGACGAGAUUAAAAGGAAGCCGGCUUUCGGGAGUGAAGGCGCUAAGAGUCUGCCCGAGAAUAGGCCGUUCUUAAGAGACAGAUCGGCUUCGAUAGGCACAAUUAACAGUAAAACGCCUCUAGCGCAGUUGAUCUGUGAACAGAAUCGCACGAUGCUAUUUCAGGUCGGCCGUUCAGAAUUGCGCCUUAUAAGUCCGGACAGAAAGCAGAUAUUGCUGCACAGGGCGUUCAAGGACGUCGCCAGUUGCGUCUUAGGCCAGAACAAUAAGGACCAUUUCGGAUUCGUUUGCAGAGAAACGAACGAAACGUACGCCUGCUAUGUCUUCAAAUGCGAGAGCGACUCGGUUGCUGGCGAAGUGGUGAACGCCAUCCGACAAGCGUUUGUGGCACAUGCGGACCUGUUGAAGAAAUCCCGGGAUAAGUCGCCGAACAUGACUUGCGAGCAUUGUCCAAUGCUGUGGUACCACCGGCUGUGUCACGAUAUUGAGGGUAUGACGGAGAAAAGAACCCACGCCUUUAUACUGCGUAGGAUAGAACAGUUACCUGAAGACGAACAGGAUCUCAUCAUCACCAAGUACCAGGGUGGAACCAAUUUGAUCUAUGAGACCAGCGAACACAAUUCGUUCUUGAUGAUGCUCCUCCGAGCCCACUGCGAGGCCAAGCAGCAAAGGCACGUCCACGACACUGCCGAAAACAGAUCUGAGUUCCUGAAUCAAUACCUUGGCGGCAGCACCAUAUUCAUGAAGGCCAAGAGGUCUUUGUCGAGCGGCUUCGAUCAUCUCCUGAAGAGGAAGGCCAGCAGAGACGAAGGACUCGUUGCUCAAGUCAAAAAGGAUACAUCUCCGGCGCCCACCCCGCUCGCACAGACUCCGACCGACGCGCCGGACACGCCGACACAGGAGCACGGCAAGUCGCUCUCUCGCACCACGAGCCAGGAUGACGAGAACCCCGUCCCGAAGACCAGUCUGCCGUCAGAGGAGAGGGGCGACUCGGAGGGGGCGAAGGGGGACGGGGAUAUCGUCACCUCCCCCAUGAUGGACAUUUUCAUGAAAGUAAGCGACUCCCGCGCCGCGGCCGCGGACGGAGCCCCCGGGCCGGACUCCACGUGGCGACAGGCGAUCUACGAGAAGUCCAUCACGCGAACCGACGCACAGGACGGUCAAGCCUCAACGUCAUCAGGUGGCUCCAAGGAGAAACGCAAGCGGUCCCGUCAGGAGCUGAGGCGGCUCUGGGAGAUGGCGAUCGAUCAGACAAUACUGCUGGUUAGGAUGGAGAAAGAGAACAAAAGAUUAAAAGAGAGCGAGGAGUCGUCUGCCGUCCGUCGGAUGAAGCUGGAGUACAGCGAGCUGGGCGCGUGCGAGCCCGGCGCCGCGCUCACGUGGGACCUGCUGCUGGGCGGGGGGCAGCGCGCCGCCGCCGCCGACAGACACAUGCUCGCGCAGGCCGUCAUGCAGGGCGUACCCCGAGUGUCUCGCGGCGCCAUCUGGUACUUCCUGGCGGAGCAGGCCUGCCUCAGGGCUCCGCCCCCGGACACCAGACACUGCCCCUUCUACCACACUCCCUACACCACUCUACUGUCGGGUCUCACGAAACACCAGCACGCUAUCUUAAUUGACUUAGGUCGCACAUUCCCCAAGCACUCGUAUUUCGCAUCAGCCCUCGGUCCCGGCCAGCUGGCUCUCUACAACAUUCUGAAGGCGUACUCCUUGCUCGAUCCUGAUGUGGGCUACUGUCAGGGUCUGAGCUUUGUCGCCGGCGUGUUGCUGCUCCACAUGGAGGAGGCGGAGGCGUUCGUUCUGCUGAGACAUCUAAUGUUCAGGAGAGGACUGAGACUGCAAUACCUGCCCGACAUGAGUGCACUCCAAGUACAGUUAUACCAACUGUCUAGACUUCUAAAAGACCAUGAACCAGAACUUCACGCGAAGUUAGAAGAUCUGGACAUCUCGCCAGCGCUGUACGCGGCACCGUGGAUGUUGACGCUGUUCACGAGUCAGUUCCCGCUUGGGCUGGUCGUUAGGGUCUUUGAUCUGAUAUUCCUGGACUCUCUAAACAUAGUAUUCGCUGUGUCUCUUUCUCUCCUCUCGGUUCAUAAAGUCGGUUUGAUGUUGUGUCAGAGUUGCGAAGAGGCCGCCGAGUAUUUGAAACAUAAAUUACCGGACAUAGACAAACCGAUGUACGAGAAAGUAAUGAAAAAGGUCCUCUCGAUGGACAUAAGCCGCGAGCUGAGCGAGUACGCCGUGGAGUACUCCGUGCUCCGAGAGGAGAUGCCGCGGCUGGCGACCCUCACGCAGCAGAACCGGAAGCUCACGGAGGAGAACAGACGAAUGAGCGAGCAGCUGGACUCAGCAAUGGAGGCAAUAGAAAACUAUCAAAAGAGCCAAGCCCGUCUCGAAGCCGCCAACAAGAGCAUCGAGCAACAACUGACGCUGCUGAGUCGGUACGUGAGCGCCCACCAGCGCGCCGACCUGCCCCAGGAAAUCAAGAGGAUCGUCCAGAGCCACAGCAAGAGGCUGUCCUUCGGCUCGAAGAUGUUCUCGUCGAGGACCGCAGAGGAAGAUGAGAGGAGAACUCACAAAGGCAUCAGCACCCCGAAUCUCUUUGCGAAGACGAACAAAGAAGACGUCGCCGAGAAAUAUUCGCCUGAAAACGACAGAAGAAGGUUCACAAUGAAAAAAUCCCUUUCAGUGCAUUCUGGUCUCACGAAAAACCCUCUCAAAGCCUUAGAUGAGAGAAGCGAGAAUGAAAGGAACGGUAAUGACGAAGGUCUAUCGUGUGCGCUUAAAGAGUUGAAUGGGAAGGUGUCUGGUGGUUUAGCGGCUCGCUCGGACCGACAUCCGCAGCCAAGCUCGGAGCUGCCCAGCCAGGGGGAAACCAGAAGCGGCUCAUACAUCGACGACCUGCUAUUGUUCCAGAGCAGAAAGUGCAUGUCGUUGAAUUUGAGUCCUAACAUAGAGAAGUCCGGUAGCAAAUCGAUUGACAGCGGCUUCGCGACGCCCCUGAGCCCGGACCGGAACAGCGGGCCCGUGUCGCACCCGCUGAGCGAUUGUGACGUUGAAAUAAAAUUCGACGGUCACUCGACCAAGCUGAAACAGAUACGGCCCCUCCGACAGACGGACAAAAGUUAGUCAUCGGUUAUAUGCAGCUUUGUGAACGCGACAACCCUAGAAGGGGCUGUGACAACCCUACAAGUGGCUGUGACAACCCUACAAGGGGCUGUGACAACCCUAGCCGGAGAUAGAUUUGUAUCUGCAUAAACUGUUUCUGCAUAAACUGUUUCUUCACACUUUGUCGGCCUUUUAAUUUUAUUUAGAUCAAUUAUAUAUUAAAAAAAAAAACCUCUAUUAGUCAGAUAUAAAAAAAUACAUAAUAUAUAAGAAUAUAAAUACAAUUUGAGUGUUCUCUUUCAUCUGUAUGAAAGGUUCAGUCAUAUAUCGUCGACUUUAUAUGUAUAUGACUUCAAGAAUUAUCGUUUUAAAUGUGUUUAAAGCAAUUAUUAUUGUAGAAAAACAUUUGAAGGCAUGCCGUCACACAUGCUACCCCUUACAAGGGACAGCCUUAUGUAGAUUGAGACGACCUCAUAAAAAAAAAAUACAUUGCACAAGAAUCUUUGCCUUCUCACUCGCUUCUAUAGUAAAUAAGGGAGACAAAAAAAUAAUUGUUUAUUUAAUUUUAUUAUAAAUUAUUCAAAUCACGUUCAAUUCUGUUAAAUUUAAGUGUAAAACUGAUGCCGAGAGACUAAAGUAUUCUUCGUUGAAUGUGCGCCAUAGAUUAAAUAAAUUAUUGAAAAAGAAAAAAUCAA